This is a messenger RNA of Punica granatum (pomegranate), 806 nucleotides long. Lineage: Eukaryota; Viridiplantae; Streptophyta; Magnoliopsida; Myrtales; Lythraceae. The record is from RefSeq and is a predicted model, not a curated record.
AUCCUAUGUGCAUUUGUCGAUAGCCCUACCAGCUAAACCUCAAAGAAGAGACAGAGAUCAGAUGACUAAAGUCGCCGCUUUUCACAUGUUAGCUGCCGCUUUCUUCAUAUACCCGUUCUUGUUCUCGUUCAGCUUCCUAGCUUCCGGCGACAAAGGGGUCGAGACCCAUGGCGUCUUCGGGAGGAUCGUUGACCGGAAGCUGAUGGGCUUGAAGAAGGAGAAGCUCACCCACUUCAAGUUGUAUUGGCAAGAAGUCGUCAGUGGCAAGAAGCCAACGUCCAUCCGGGUGGUCCAGCCUGUCAAUGGCUCGUCAAUUAGCUUUGGGUUGGUCCAAAUGUAUGACAACACCCUGACCACAGGUUCGGACCCUGGCUCAAAGAUGGUGGGCCGGGCACAGGGUCUCUUCACUCAGGCGGGCCAAAACGUGGUUGCCCUCCUGAUGGCACAGAAUUUUGUCUUUCUGCAGGGCAAGUACAAUGGCAGCACCAUCACUGUGCUUGGCCGCAACCCAGUGUUUGAUGCCGAAAGGGAGAUGCCAAUCCUCGGCGGCAGUGGGCUCUUCCGCUUUGCCCGCGGAUACGUUCAGAUCCGAACACACACCUUUGAUCCCAAAACUCUCGACUCCAUUAUAGAGUACAACGUUUAUGUAUUGCAUUAUUGAUGGUAUGUAGUUGGUGCUUCAUUGUUUUCAAAAUAAAUAAUGGUGAAAUUACACCAUAUUGCACAAUUUUAACUUUACUAGUGGAACAACACUUGUGUUUAUAAAGUAUCAUGUACAUUAAAAUGAAAGUCGCGUAUUUAUAUAA